UUUGAUGUUGACAUCUGAGGUUUUUGAACUCCAAUUUUUUUAAAUAAAAAAAAAAAUCCAUCACAAAUUGUAAUUUUUCACCAUAAAUUCGAUCAAUUGUAGCGGUUAUUCGGCCAGUUCAGUGUUAUAAUCUGAUUUUCAAAUCGUAAAAUGUCUAAAAAAAUCUCUCAACAAACCUUCGACGAUGCUGUCAAAGAAAACAUCGAAGAAUUUUCCAUGUCCACUUCGGAGGCAGUAGAAAGUGCCAUUCAGGAAUUCGAAUCUCAGGGUGUCAGCUUACAGAACAUAAUUACGAAUUCCUUGCUGACCAACGAAGUAGAGAUAAUCAAAGAAAAAAUCAACAAAUUGAAGAAAGUUAUCGAAGAAAAUCCCAGCGAUCCUGAGUUACUUCCGUUGCUUAAAGAUAUCAAGGAAGAAUUAGAUAGCGGUAUUGCAAAACGAGUCCUAGGUGGUCAGUGUGGCUUGUACGACACCCUAGUUGACCAUAUAAUUAAACACGAGACUUUGGAGAAAUCGAUUAAGGUUGCUUUUUUCGAAGCUCUAGUUUCGUUGAUGACUGGAUAUCCAGAUUUAUUGGAUGAUAAGGGAUUCAGCAUAGUUGCGAAUACUUUGAAAAAUCCGUCUGACGAUGAUAUACUCUAUUUAGUCCUGAGAUGGUCUGUCGAAUGCUGCAUCAAACAUGAACGAAAUAGAGAGAGAUUUCUGAACAACGAAACCGUUAUUCUAUCAAUUAAAAAUGUCAUAGAGAAGGAUACCAUCUCUGCCGAUGUAUUACGAUCGUUAUGUAGAUUAUUCCAAACCUUCGUAGUAAACGAUGAUAUCAGAGCGGAGAUUCCUAAUGCUCACAAACACGCUUGUCUAAUAUCGAUAGAGUUUUUACAACCUUUGAUAGUUCGUUUAAAAAAUUUCAGAUCGGAUAAACGUGUUUUGGUGUCUGUAUUACAAGCCCUUGUUGCUAUCAUCGUUCGAAAUGAAUUUUGUCAAAGUUUUGCCGACGCUGGUGGCCUGGAAUUGCUUCGAGAUAUCAUUUUAGAUUACUUAGAAGAUGAAAAUGUUUGCAGAUCGUGUUUAGGUUUGAUUAAGGUAGUAGCAGGAAAUGAUCAAGUAAAAGCUAAAGUAAUGCAGGUCAUAGAUCCUUCCAUUUUAGUUUCCACUAUUAAGAAAUUCUCUAAUUCUCAAAAAAUGUGCGGCCAAGGGUUGACUACUUUGUCAAUGUUGAGUUUAAGAAACGCUAAUAAUUGUCAACUACUACGUGAUAACAAUGUUACUGAAUUAGUCGUACAGUGUUUAAAAGUACACCCUCAGAAUAAAAAAAUAGCUAAAAAUGCCUGUUGGUUGAUCAAGAACCUAUCCCAAGGUAAUGAAAAAUUCGGCGCAGAUUUCUUAAACUUAGGCGUCGAAGAUUGUCUCAGAAGUAUUUUGAAAAAUCACGAAGAUUGUGUUUUCGAAGCAAACACAGCCCUGAGAGUAUUAGGAUUUGAGGUUGAAUCCAAAGAUAUAUGGACUGGCGAAGGCAAAGGAAUAGAAAAUUGAAAAAUUAGCACAAUGAAACACAGUACGGUGAGAUACGACCGAAAUUAUCGUACUUUAAUACCAACUACUUACAUUUUGAGCCUUGUGAUAUUUUAAAAUUAAUUCCUAACGUUUCAACUAGCUUCAAACGUUUAUUUUUUUUACAAUCGUUUUUUUCACUUGAUUUAAUAUAUAAUCACAAUUUUUUUUAUGUAUGUGUUGUAAUAAUAAUAAUCUUAAUCAUAAUUAAAAAGCUUAACAAAUAAA
Messenger RNA from Planococcus citri (citrus mealybug), 1779 nucleotides. RefSeq names its product armadillo repeat-containing protein 6 homolog. Bases 151 to 1533 code for a protein of 460 amino acids. Gene Ontology annotation, biological process: hematopoietic progenitor cell differentiation. The transcript has 8 exons. The record is from RefSeq and is a predicted model, not a curated record. Gene Ontology annotation, molecular function: protein binding. NCBI's taxonomy places the organism in Eukaryota, Metazoa, Arthropoda, Insecta, Hemiptera, Pseudococcidae.